GUAUUAUGUAAACCGCGCCAGUGUACUCCCGGUCACAGUCAAUGUUACCGCUCACGUCCGCAUUCUGUCCGCCAUGGACAUAGUCGCCGAUAUCACGGAGUUAUACAAGGAGAACAAUUGGAAAGAGAUUGUACAUCGGUAUCAUGACCAUCCGGACCGGAAUAAGGUGUUGUGGGUGUACCCUAGUGAGGAGAACUUUGAGUUUGUUAAGAAUUGCUUGGCAGAGUUGAGUUGUGAAAGGGUCGUGAGCGUAGGAUGCGGCAGUGGUCUGUUGGAAUGGAUGAUAACGGAAGCUACUGGUGUGCCAGUAUCAGGCAUCGAGGUAGACGGAGCGUGGUGGCGCUGCAAGUACGCGCCGCCCACCUUCAUACCUCUCCACUUCACUCCCGCGGAAAUAGACCAAGACACAAUCACGUUACUGCAGAGGAACAACAAUACUGCCAUUCUCUUCUGCUACUUCAACAACCGAAAGGCUUUUGAAGAUUAUUUAAAGUACUAUAAAGGCAACGUCCUGAUUAUCAUCGGUCCGCAUAAGAUAGGGGUCCACACUGACCCCAAACCCUUCGAUGAUGUCACAGCCGACUGGGCCCUCUACAAGUCGCAAGAAAUUAGAAACAGCGGAGAUUUCAUAGCAGUGUACACAAAACAAAAUAUAUAAACACA
This is a messenger RNA of Helicoverpa armigera (cotton bollworm), 663 nucleotides long. RefSeq lists its product as uncharacterized. Bases 74 to 658 code for a protein of 194 amino acids. The transcript is spliced from 2 exons. The record is from RefSeq and is a predicted model, not a curated record. Lineage: Eukaryota; Metazoa; Arthropoda; Insecta; Lepidoptera; Noctuidae.